AUGCUUGUGAAUUGUGAUGGUGGUGUGGUUGAUGUUGUUAUGACUUUUGAAGAAAAGGUUUUUGAUUCUGUUCUUGAAGAUCUUAAUAACAGAGAACAGCCAUUUAUGAAAACCAUACUUGUGAUGAACUUGGAGGUUAAAGAUAACCACGAAGAAGCAGCUAUUGGUGGCCGCCUUGCCUUGGAACUCUGUCAAGAGGUGAGUGAUACAAACUCUAAUGGAAAAGUAACGUUGGUGUUUGUUAUGGAUUUUAGGUUGAAGGGAAUGAAUGAUGGGAAGAUACAAUCCAUGACAUUGUCGCUGGGUUUUGAAAAACAACAUAGGCGUAAACUUGUUUAUAGCAUCUCAUUCUACCGAAGAUGUAGUAGCCAUCAUCAGUUCAAGGGAGAGACUUGA
Molecule: messenger RNA, 396 nt
Organism: Eruca vesicaria subsp. sativa (arugula)
Lineage: Eukaryota; Viridiplantae; Streptophyta; Magnoliopsida; Brassicales; Brassicaceae
Source: the annotation of a GenBank genome assembly